Molecule: messenger RNA, 5244 nt
Organism: Ruditapes philippinarum (Manila clam)
Lineage: Eukaryota; Metazoa; Mollusca; Bivalvia; Venerida; Veneridae
Exons: 13
Coding region: 893-3313 (806 amino acids)
Biological process (GO): peptidyl-serine phosphorylation; autophagy
Cellular component (GO): cytoplasm
Molecular function (GO): ATP binding; protein serine/threonine kinase activity
Source: RefSeq, a predicted model, not a curated record
AUGUACAUGUUCUCAGAUUUUAAGAAAAGAUCGAAGAAGUAUUAAUUUACAUGUUGCGUACGAUUAAUGACUGAACUUGCAGUAUUUAUGACCAUAUUUCUACCUCGUGACUAACGCAAUUGUGCCAUUUUUUCUGGUAAAUUACAAGUGCAGUUUGUUAUUUUUUGUUCACUUCACAACAUUAUACUUUUUAAUUUUCAAAAUCUGAAUGAAAAUUUGCAUGAAUCUGGAGGCAUGCAGCUUUAACGCGAAACAGUUUUAUUGUCAGAAAAAAAACACGAUUGUCAAAUUCUAAAAUUUGCAAUUUUCAAAUGUAUAAUACUCAACGUUGAAACAUUUAUUUUUGCGCAAUAUAAAGAUAAUUUUAUGUUAUCAUUGGACAUUAUCACAUAAUCAUUAUUAACUGUCUGUUAGUAUGAUGUGAGAUAACGAUGAUAAUGGGAAAUAAAUGAUGUUUGUUUUUAAAUUACACUUUAUAAUUGGAUAUAGUCUGAUUUUGUUGAGCUGUCAAUUAUAAAUACAUUAUAGCAUUCAUUUCAAUACUCGGUAUUUAAAGAAGUUCUCUGGAAAACUCAAUAAACUAAUACUUUCAAAGGACAAGAUUCUUUCUAGGCAUUAUACAUAUACAUGUAUGUUCAAAAUUAAAGAGAAAAAUAAGGUAUCUCAUUCUUUCUCAGAUGCGAGGCCCCACAGGUCGUUGUAAUGUUGCUGGAGACCGAGUGGCAUUUGAGGAAUCUCUACAAAUCACAAAUGUCCUACACGGAAAGCUAUCUCCUGAUUGUUCUAUUUUAUUAAAUUAACUAAAAUACUUUGAUAUUGACAACACCAGUGCCAAAAUUGGCACCGUCCUAUUAGCAUAAACUACGUGCCGCCAUCUCCACAGGAAAACAAAAUGGCGGACCAGACUGAAAUUAUCGACUUGAAAAAGAAUAGAGGGUAUAUUCACAGCGUUGUCCAGCCGAGUGGUGUUCAGUCCCGAACCGCCCAGUCAACUCGAAAGCCAGUGCUUGUUACUCUAAAUGAACUCAAGAUAAAACAGACUCUACAGCAGGCUUUCCAAGCUGAGCCUGUUUCAAAAGGAUUCACACCAAAUGAGCCAGUUUCAAAAGGAUUCACACCGCAUCCGACCUUGCCAAACUUUUAUCAACUGCCGAAUCCUACACUAGCGCAUGAGGAAAAGGCAUGGAAGAAAAUACGAGUAGUGACAACUGAUCAGCCAAUGAAGACAUUCUUAGAAGGCCCUCCAUUGCCUCCGACUGAAGAUGGGAAUGCAAAUGAAUUUGGUGUGGAUUUGAGAAAGGACACUAGCAAAGCAUUUGACUGUGAGGAAAAUCUUAAGUCAGAUGUCCCAGCCACCAAAUACACACCAGGGACCGUGAAGUACACAACAUCAGAUGCUCUGAAUGAUAUGGUCAAUGAUUUACCAAAACUUGUUGAAAAAAACACAGGCUGUAUAGUAAAUGGGACAUGUGCCCCAGAGUUUGACUGCUAUGAAGAUGAGGUGCAUUUUGUGCAUGGACAAUGUCUCGGCCGUGGCUCGUAUGGUGUAGUUGAUUUAUGUUACGAUUCGAAAACACAACAACCUUUUGUCAGAAAACAGGUGUCAAAGAAAAUGCUGAGAUCUAGUGAGAUCAUUGUACCAUCAACCCUAAAUCACUACAACAUUACAAAGUUUUAUGGUCUUAUACAGCGAUAUAGCCAGGAGGAGGAUGGGAAUCCAACCAUGGAGUUACUGCUAGAAUAUGGCGGACAUGCUCUAAACAAGUAUUAUCAGCACGGGAAUAAGCUGACAGAUGCACAGAAGUGGGAAGUUUCAAAGCAAGGAUUUGCCGGCUUAGUUCACAUCAGUCAUUACAGCAUAGUUCACCUUGACAUCAAACCGGAGAAUAUUUGUAUCGAGGUCAGGCCAGAUGGAUCUGUCGUAGUAAAACUAACGGACUUCGGCUCAUCAAGGCUACCACAAGAGCCGUUGAAAUUUGUGGGUGUUACACCAGAGUAUAUGGCUCCUGAACUUUGCAAGAUGUUCUUACAACAAUUGAGGAGGCUAAAUUUCGGCCUCACAGAAGAGGAUAUAACAGGAAAAGUGGACACAUUCGCAUUCGGACUUGUGAUCAUGUACCUGUAUAAAGGGUACCAUAUCCUUGUCAAGGUCAUUAAUAACUGGAAUACGAGUUACGACGGAGUAGAUCAAAUGAUGCACAUAAACUUAAUGGAACUGAUGGCUGACAAUCGCACAGAGUUUGUGCAGAACCUGAUUCCCGACGAGUGUGACAUUGACAUGAGAGAUCUAUUGUUGAAGCUUACACGACACAAACAUCAGGAUCGUUACAGUGCACGACAGGCUCUUGACUACAUUGAAGGUAAAAUAAGAACGUUUGAUAAAUAUAAAGAUCGGAGAAAUAAGAUGACAACAAGACCAGAGCAGAGAGGAAGAGAAGUUUACAAUCCUCUUCAAGGUCAGGUGCAAAACAUGGAUAUCGAAAUACCAGAAAUUGCCGAAAAUUGUAUGGAAAGUGAGAAUGGCCCAGUGAAAAACAAAACGAAGGAUGCGUUACGCACGAAGCAGAACCCUUACAACAGGUCUGGCAAGAAGGGCAGCAAGUGUGGAAGCGGCAAGACAACGUAUCCCCAGUCACCAAUGAAUGAGAUGAAUGAUCUAAGACAAGGAAUAGCCAGCAAACAGAUGCCAAUGACUCCGAUAAUGGAGUUCCAGGAUCUAAGUCUCGGUCAGUCUUUGCCGGAGACAAUUGUAGAAGAAGAUACAAACUCUGUCUCGUCGAUGACAGAAAAGAAUACUUCAAUAGCUCAUCCUUCUUCAGAAGCAACUCAUAGCGUGAGCAAAGUGCCGCUGCAAGCCCAACAAGAACCAGCAUUCAGUGUUGUCAGACCUAGCCAACAAGUGCCGGCCGGAUUUAAUUGUAUCAGGCCUACAGUGAGACCGAUGAAAACUGACAAUGUUGUCUCUCUUGGUGGUAAACGAGCACAGUACUCCAUUGCAGCACAACAGCCGCAAGCUGUUAUGAAUAUACCACAAGAACUCAUACAGAAGUUGUGGGUGAAGAAAAUGACGGAGAAAUUUGUCAAGGAUCAGCAGGCAAUGAGAGCACAAUCAACAGUACAACCAGAGUAUCAACAAAGAAGGGUGGUGAAAACAGAGCCAAAUGUACAGCCAGAGGUUAUAAACCUAGACAGCUCGACAACUGAAAGCGGUCAAUUGCUGGCUGGUGUGAAAACUUUUGGGAAUAGUCCAAUACAAAUGGAGGAGGAGGAGAGUAAUGGGCCUGCACUCCCUAAAUUUUCGAUGUUCUCGUAAAGUGGACUGAUCCGAGUUUAGUUCAGCCACAGUGACUAUAUUACAUGUAGUGAUAGUUUGACAUUUUUGGAAAGAAAUUGUUGUUUUAUGUAUUUCUAUGCUUUUGAUCUUUUGUGUUUUAUAUUACUUUGAUUUGUUUUUGUUUUUUGUAUAAAAACUAAUGUUUUUUGAUAAAUAGCAAUAUAAGUAAAAUACUUACCAUUAAACACUGCUGAAAUUACUAAAACCUAAAAUAAUGAAUUUAAUACAAAAAAAAAUGAAGAAAAAGUUUUGUUUUGUUGUUUUUAAAUAACAAAGAGAAAUUAUUUAUACACAUGUACAGAUUUUUUAAGAAAGAAUCUUAUAAAAAUAUCAAAAGGGAGCUUAGUCUGAAAAGCAAAGAAAAAUGUCUGUAUUUUUGUCAUUUAAAUAUUGCCUAAGUAACAUGUGUUUGGGGGGAUUGAAAACGGAAUUUAAAGAAAAAGAGUUCAUAAAAAGAAUAAUAUUUUGAAAAUGUUGAAAAAACAUAUUUUAUUUAUUUAUUUAUUAUUUUUUUAACACUACAAAUAAUUAAUAAUCAAAAGAUUUGCGCCCUUAGUUUAAGAAAACUUUAAUUGAGAAAAAGGAUAAAAAUGAAUAUGAACUGACCAAAAAAAAUGCUAAGACUUAAAUGUGAAAAAGAAUUUAUCAAAAUGUACAAAAUAAAUAAGUGAACAUUAAUAUGUAAACAGUAAACAUUCUUUCUAUAUGUAAUAUUAAAAGUUUUAUUGCAUGUACAGUCAUAUGUGUAUUCAUUUAUAAAUUGUGUAAAUCUACAAAUGUUUUUCUUUACUUUUUCUCAUAUUUUUCUUUUAACAGAUUUGAGUUUUUUUCGUCUCAAAAACCGUUAAACCUGUAUGCUUCAUUAAUUUAUUUUUUUAAAAAUUGAAUUCUUUUGUAUGAGGUACAAGAAGUGGACACUGACAAGGGGUUAGUCAUCAUUUCAGUUUUUAGCAUCAACACAUAAUAAUAUGAUAUUGAAAGAAAUAACACUUAAAUUAUAAAAAAAAAUGAAGAAAAAAGGAAACCUACUGAUAAACAUUUAUUUUUUGUUCUCUAUUUUUUUCACUCACACAGAUAUUUUUUUCAUGACACUUUCUUUUUUCAUUGAAGCAUUUUUUGUUAAUUAAGGUCAGGUAUUGUUGUUUGGAUCAUGUAUAAAGUUGUGUUUUCUAACAGCUGUGCCAUAUUUGUCAAUGUUUCACACAUUUUUUUAUUUCCAUUUUACAACUUAUAUUUGUGUCAUCCUGAAAUUAAUGAAAUCUCAUAGGGAGAACAAAAAAAGUAAAAAGUUAAAAAACGAUAAAUCAGAGAAUUCCGUUUCAAUUUUGUUUCUAAUUAAUAUGAAAUCUUCUUUACACAAAGGUUAUGACUUAGAAAUAGUGUCUACUGGUAAAGUUUGCCUGACUUGGAAGGAUUUUUUUUCUUAUGAUUUGUUUAGCUUUAGAUCUUUUAUUAUUUUAUUUUUAUCAUUUAUGUAAAGAGUAUUAUUAUGAAUUAUUACUUAUAUAUUGAGACCUAAACAAAAACUCAAACACAUAAAAAAAAACCAAAAACAACAACAAUAUAAAUUUAACAAAUAUAACAAAAAAAGAAGAAAAAACAAUUAAUUUUGUCCAUAGACAUUAUGAACAUAAUAAGGUUUUAAAAGCUUUUAUUUUCAUUUAAUGGAGAUGUUAAAAUGAUACUUAAAUCAGAAUGCGUUUUUUUGGAGGGAGGGGGGAAAUGGUUUUUAUUAACUACAUAAUGUAUGAACUUUUGAUUUGUAAUGUUUAACUUCAUAGUGUAUAGGGAUUUGGAGAAAAAAAUACAAAAAAAAUUAUAAAAAUGAAUGAAUGAGGAAGUAAAGAUAUUAUUGCAUCUUCAUCUUUCUUAUUUUAUAUCAUACUAUAAAAAUGUUUUAAAAAAGAUAA